Molecule: messenger RNA, 2340 nt
Organism: Olea europaea var. sylvestris
Lineage: Eukaryota; Viridiplantae; Streptophyta; Magnoliopsida; Lamiales; Oleaceae
Product: G-type lectin S-receptor-like serine/threonine-protein kinase At4g27290
Exons: 5
Coding region: 149-2260 (703 amino acids)
Biological process (GO): protein phosphorylation; recognition of pollen
Molecular function (GO): protein serine/threonine kinase activity; ATP binding
Source: RefSeq, a predicted model, not a curated record
CUGUGGUAGUUGUAAUGAUGAAAUGUCAAUCGCAGUUCAAAAACGUAGAAUUUUAAGACAGUAGAUAAUGAAUAACUGGGAAUGUUGUUUCUUCCUGUUUGAAUCCCUGCCGAAAAUACAAAGUCUAGACAAAAGAUAGAGAUUAACCAUGAUGAAAUCAACUAAAGUUGCAUGCUUUCUUCUUCUCUUAUCGUCCUUACCGUCCAUCGUAAAGAUUUGCACGGCAAUUGAUACCAUCAGUACAACUCAGAUUCUCAGAGAUGGCGACACCUUGGUUUCAUCCGGAGGGAGAUUUGAACUGGGAUUUUUCAGCCCAUAUAACACAAAUAAUCGGUAUGUGGGAAUAUGGUACACCAACGUAACUAUUUUCAAAGCAGUUUGGGUAGCUAACAGAGAAAGUCCGGUAACGAGUACAUCAGGCAUCUUGAAGGUCCUCGAGCCAGGUGUGUUGGUUCUUCAGAAUGACACUGGUAACAUCACAUGGUCUCCCAAAACAUCAAGGGUUGCUAAGGCUCCAGUUUUGCAAUUGCUGGACUCAGGAAAUCUUGUCCUUAGAGAAGCAAAUGAUGAUCGUCCAGAGAAUUUUCUCUGGCAAAGUUUUGAUUAUAUAACCGAUAGAUUUCUGCCAGACAUGGAUUUUGGUUGGAACUCUGCAACAGGUAUACAGAACUACCUAACAUCAUGGACGAACAAUAAUGAUCCAGCUCCAGGAGAUUAUACAUAUUCCAUGGAUCUGACGGGAUAUCCACAGAACAUCUUAAAAAGAGGAAAUGUAAUUCUGUGCAGAAUGGGACCCUGGAAUGGUCUUCGCUUUAGUGGGAUACCAAAUUCAAGGCUGGAUCCAACAUACACCUUUGAAUUUAUCACGGAUGAGAACAAGACAUUAUUUAGGGAAGAAACUAUUGACAGAUCAGUUAUUUCAAGAGUUAGUUUGAGUCCGAGUGGCGUCGCACAGCGCUGGACAUGGGUCCAGCGAAUCCAAGACUUGGUCCUUUACCUGAAUAUACCAUCGGAUUAUUGUGAUACUUAUAAAUUAUGUGGUGCUUAUGGUAUUUGCAAAAUAGCAAAUUCUCCUGUAUGUGGAUGUCUGGAUAGAUUUGUACCGAAGGAUCAAGAAGGUUUGGUUAGGUCAGAUUGGUCAAAUGGGUGCAUUCGAAGAACACCUUUGAAUUGCGAAAAGGGUGAUGUAUUUUUGAAGUAUUCUGGGGUUAAAAUGCCAGACUCACGAUAUUCUUGGGUUAACAAGAAUAUGACACUUGAAGAAUGCAAAGUAAAUUGUUUAAAGAAUUGCUCUUGUAUAGCAUACACACAAUUAAGUAUCAACAUAGAGGGAAGCGGAUACUUGUUUUGGUCAGGAGACUUGGUUGACAUCAGAGAUCUAUCUGUAGAUGGACAAGAUGUUUACAUUAGAAUGGCUUCUUCUGAGUGGGGUAAGAAUAUGAAUAUCAAUCAAUACUUCAGUAUUAAUACUUCAAUUAGAAAAGACCUGAUUUUGUUAUCAUUACAUGAAUUCAAGAGGAACAAGAAGAAAAAUAUUGAUUUUGAGUAUCACUUCAUUGGUGGGAAUGGUUCUACUAGGCCUCAGCUUGAUGUUGUAUUACUGGAAAAGGAAGAAAAACUACUCAAACGGGAGAAAAGGAGGGCAACAAUCUCGCUUUUCUUCUCUCUGCUAAAUUAUAUCCUCAUACUAUUCAAGUUUCAGGAGGCCAAAACAAAGACUUUGAACUGCCAUUGUUCAACUUAUCUACGGUUUCAAAAGCCACCAACCAACAACAAGCUUGGACAAGGUGGAUAUGGGCCUGUUUAUAAGGGAGUGCUGGAAAACGGGCAAGAGAUUGCAGUGAAAAGGUUGUCAAAAACUUCCAUGCAAGGAAUUAUUGAAUUCAAGAAUGAAGUUAUCUGUAUCGCCAAACUUCAGCAUCGAAGUCUUGUGAAGCUUCUAGGAUACUGCAUUCAAGGAGAGGAAAAGAUGUUAAUUUAUGAAUACAUGCCCAACAAAAGUUUGGACUUGUUUUUAUUUGAUGAAACAAGAAGUAAAUUACUUGAUUGGCCCAAGCGCCUCCAAGUUGUGAAUGGAGUUGCUAGGGGUCUUAGGUAUAUUCAUCAAGAUUCCCAGUUGAGAAUUCUCCAUAGAGUCCUCAAAGCUAGCAAUAUAUUGCUAGAUACUAACAUGAGACCUAAGAUAUCAGACUUUGGCAUUGCUAAAAGUUUUCGGGGGAAUGAAACCGAAGAUAAGACAAGUCGAGUAGUUGGAACAUAGUAAGAAACUCAUUGAUACAAUGUAUAUUUUGUAUGCUUCUAUUGUUCACAACAUUAAUUCUAACUAAUACUUCCACACAC